CCCCGUCACUGCUGUUACGUCAUGCUAUUAUAUAAUAGCAUGACGUAACAGCAGGGACCGGGCUGCCUGUGAUAGAACCCAUAGCUGGCAACGUACCUUGGACAUACCCAAGCCAAAUACCGCCGAGAUACCCUAGCUGGCUGUGUACUCAGGUAACUUGAUAACUUGGCUGUGAGCAGGUUUCAAACGUCAUGUCAAAAUUUCUGUCCGUAAUUCGCAAAGUUUCCUCAAAGAGCUACAGCCGUUGUAUUUUAUCGUCACUGCAGCUCGAUACUAGUGUACACGGUCAAAAUAGUUUUGUUUUCAUGAAUUCAAAUUCGUUCGUACCGAGAAGGAACUGCAGUAUGAAGGGAAAGAAAUACAUAUACGCUCACAAGUUUGAAGGAAUGCCAAAAUUAUCAGAUUUACAACUUGUGGAAGAAGAGAUACCUGCAAUCAAGGAUGGAGAAGUUUUGGUUCAAGUGCAGUCAUUGAGCAUUGAUCCCUAUAUGAGACCAUAUACACCAUUACUAUGUAAAGUUGGUGAUGAUAUGAUCAAUUAUUAUGUUGCAGGAAAAGUGAUUGACAGUAAAGAAAAAACUUUGCCUAUCGGAACUAAGGUGUCUGGUGCGAUGGGAUGUAGAACAUAUGCAGUAAUGUCUGGUAGGAAGUUGACAAACUUAGAUUUUCUUGAUGAUCUACCAACCUCUUAUGCGACUGGGGCUGCUGGCUUGGCAGGGUUGACUGCUUAUUUUGGUGUUUUGAAUAUUCUCACUCCAAAAAAAGGGCAGACUCUGUAUGUGAACAGUGCAGCAGGAGCCGUUGGUGCUGUUGUUGGUCAGAUUGCGAAAAUUAAAGGAUGCCGAGUUGUUGGUAGCGCAGGUUCAGAUGAGAAAGUUGCGUAUUGUAAAAGUCUUGGUUUUGAUGAAGUGUUCAAUUAUAAGAAAGUUACUUCCAUCAAAGAUGCUCUAAAAACAACUUGUCCCAAUGGAAUUGACAUGUUCUUUGAAAAUGUUGGUGGCCCAGCGUUUUCGAAAGUCAUUUUUCAAAUGAAUACAAAUGGUCGCGUUGCUGUGUGUGGCGCUAUAGCAACAUACAAUCAAAAAAAACCAGAAAUGAUUGAAGACGUCCUAUGGCCUUUAGUAGGAAAUCGAAUCAAAGUUCAAGGAUUUAACGUAAUGCAGUUCACACGCGACUACCCGGCUGCAAGAAAACAACUUGUACAGUGGAUAAAAGAGGGUAAAAUAAUCGUAAAAGAACACAUCACGUAUGGCUUUGAAAACUUCCCAAAGGCUUUUGUUGAACUCUUUACUGGUGAUAACUUUGGUAAAUCUGUGGUUGUCGUGGGUGAUUCAUCCAAAUUGUAAUUUUAAAGAUUUUCCAGUUGAUCAACCGGAUUUUUACGUAGCAAAAUUAUAAUAUAUAUAAUUGAGGGAAUUUAGAAACUAGAGAAACCUGAAAAAUAUCAGCUUUUAGGCUUUCCAAAAUAAUUAAACUUUUGUAAUUUAUUUCUACUGUAAUUGUUCGGCAGCAUAGCCAGUUACAUCCAAUAUAUAAUUCCUCUCAACUAUUAAACAGCCGCUAUGCAGCAAUUAAAAUUGUUUUGAAAGAUUAUCAGAGAACUCAGAAAGAGAACUAUAGGGUAUGUUUGGUAGUUAUAACUUAGAUCCAGGCUCAUCAUAUAUUCAGGGUUAUAUGUGAAAUCGGAAGACAAUUGCCAACUUGAUGUUGACUGCAUGGUUAGUCCGAAGUGGAAACUCCCAGACCCAAUUUUUUGUUGAAAACGUUUGAGACUAUGCUGUCAGCAUUGUGCACAUAUUGAUAGUCAAACCACACGCACGUUCUUAUAUCAAUGCUUCUAUACGUUUACCGGAGCCUCAUUUGAACUCGGGUAUAAUUCCAGGCUAACAAGUAAGAACCAGGUACGUGUUUCUAGCCUUGAAUAUAUUUGGCCAAAUUGUCUGUCAAACGUCUUUCAUUGAUGUUAUAUAACCACUGCGGGUCGUACCAGCAAAAAGAUCCAAUGCAAAUUU
Messenger RNA from Dendronephthya gigantea, 2012 nucleotides. Its product is annotated as prostaglandin reductase 1-like. The coding region runs from base 192 to 1346 and encodes 384 amino acids. The transcript has 8 exons. Gene Ontology annotation, biological process: prostaglandin metabolic process. Gene Ontology annotation, molecular function: 15-oxoprostaglandin 13-reductase [NAD(P)+] activity. NCBI's taxonomy places the organism in Eukaryota, Metazoa, Cnidaria, Anthozoa, Malacalcyonacea, Nephtheidae. The record is from RefSeq and is a predicted model, not a curated record.